AUGCCCUUCCACACGACUUCCUUCUUUCCCUUGCCCGUGUCUGGUUCUGUCUCUGCUGCUGCUGCUGCUGCUACUGUUGCUACUACUGCUGCUGUGCCUGACACCCCGACCCUCCCCGCCACCCACCCGCCCCACCACAACCACCACCAUAACCACCACCACAGCAACCACUCCUCCCCCACCCGCCAAAACCACGCCCUUGUCGCCGCCGCCGCCGCCCUGCCCGACCACAACCACAGCCCUCUCGCCGCCGCCGCCGCCCAGGCCUCGCCCUCGCCUUCGCCCUCGCCCCCGCCCCAGCCCGCCAGCGACAGGCACGACACGCCCGACCGCUCUGCUGCUCCCUCGUCGGCCUCGUCGGCCUCGUUGUCGUUGUCGUCGUUGUCGUCGUCGUCCCGGUCGCGCUCGGCCCACCAACACCACACCCGCCGCUACACUCUCGCCCGCUUUCCUCUGCUGCGAAAAGGCAGCCGCGAACUGAGCAGGACUCCCUCCGCCGCCUCCGCCUCGUCCUCGUCCUCGGCCCUGCCCUUCCACUCCACCGGCGCUCCACGGCCCUCGCACGCGCGAGCCCGCUCCAGCCUCGACGCCUCGUCCCUCUGCCUCUACGACGCCGACCAAGACGUCCAGCCCCCGCCUCGCUUGCCACCCGCCCCAAGACGACGGCGAUCCGACAAGAUGCACCAGACAAGCUCGCGCUUACUCCGCAUGACGGACGAUGAGCGCCCUUUUACCAGGGACUUCAAGGACCUCUUCUCCACACUCAUGGUCUCGCUUCCCCUCACAGCCCACCGAGUGCGCUUCAGGAUGAUCGACCACACCUUCACAUCCGACGAGGCAAUCACCAACCUAGGCUCGCUCAAGUUCUCCCAGUCCAACCGCAUGCCAGACCCCAAGGACUCAUCACGUGUCGUCACCACGACCACAACCACGACCUUUUCCAUGGCCAAGGAAAUGGCCCGCUCCGUCUGCCAACGCUUCCUCGAGGCCAAGUUUAUCGAGUCGGUCGAAGGCAAGACCGACUUCAUGAACAAGAGCUCCGUCUGGCAACUCACACCAAAGGGCAUCCAUAUCCUCGAGCGCUUCUGCACACGCAAUGGCAUUGCUUCGGCCCACGUCCGCGCCGUCAUUGAAUCCAACCGUAACCCCCGCCAGCUCGUCGUCCUCGAGCGCAACACGGAAACCGACAAGCUCCACCACGACGAGCAGACGGUCGAAAUCAUCUUCCGCCGAUUUGUCGGCACAACCGCAAACGAGACACAAUCCGACUCGGACUCAAUACACGAGUUCUCCAAGUGCGACAUUGGCGUCAAGCUUGUCAAGCACCGCCCAAACUCGCAGCGCCAGUACGAGUACACGUUCAACGGCCGCAACGCCGCCCAGUGGCUGAUGGACUGCUCCACCAUGGUUGACCCCCGCGAGGCCAUUGAGGUCGGCUCGCUGUUCCUGCAGCUAAAGCUCGUCGCUCCCGUCGAUCCCCGCAACUCGGACCAGCAAUUCCAGCCCUCCAAGCAGGUCCACUACUACAUCACCAACCACGGCGAGCGCAUAGCAGGAUGGCUUCUCGAGGAAGUCCCGUCAACCGCAGAGGUCACCAUCAAGUCAAGAGACGGCGUCACGCGCGACUCCAACAGCAACCGCACCAACGUCAUCAUCCGCAACCCCUCGUGGCGUCUGCUCUACCGCGAGUUCCUCAAGGAGACCAUGUGCGAGGAGAACCUGUCCUUCUUCCUUGAGGUCCAGCAAUUCAACAAGCAGUACAAGGAUGCCAUCAACGACAAGGGUGAGAAUAAGGUCGAGGUGAUUCGUGAGACGCUCGCUGCUGCCUAUGGCCUGUACAACGCAUUUUUGGCGCCCGGCUCGCCAAACGAGCUGAACAUUGAUCACAGCCUCCGCACCCAACUAGCCACACGCAUGACACGUGCCGUUGGCGAUGAUGCCGCCAUGCUGCAGAGUCUCAACGAAGUCGCCUCUCUCUUCGACAAGGCACAACAAUCCAUCUUUAAGCUCAUGUCAAGUGACUCGGUGCCCAAGUUCAUCAAACAUCCCAAAUAUGCUCCUCAGCUACGUGGUCUAGAUGCCGCCGCUGCCGCCUCAGCCUUCGCCACCUCACCUAUUGCGCUCAGGUCAUAG
Molecule: messenger RNA, 2133 nt
Organism: Exserohilum turcica Et28A
Lineage: Eukaryota; Fungi; Ascomycota; Dothideomycetes; Pleosporales; Pleosporaceae
Exons: 4
Coding region: 1-2133 (710 amino acids)
Biological process (GO): intracellular signal transduction
Source: RefSeq, a predicted model, not a curated record